AUGAAAAUUAAAAAAGCUUUGCUUUUAAUAAAUUUAAUAAUUUUAUUAUGCAAAAAUAGUCAAGAAGCAAGCCGUAACGAAUUAUUAGCUAUAGUAGCAGCUGAGGAAUAUGAAGAAAUAUUAACUACAGCUAAGGAUUAUAUAGAAUUUAUUGAAAAUUUUGAAGAGGGAAAUGAGGAAUUAUUAGGAGGAUUCUUAAUUAAAAUAAUUUCAAAAUUUUAUAAUUAUUUUAUUGAAAUGUUUAAAAUACGCCCUUCAAAUAAUUCUGCCUAUCAAGUUUAUAAAUAUGUUUUUGGAAAUGAUGAAGGGUGGAAUGAAGAGGUUGGAAGUGUUAUUAAUAAAUAUAUUUUUAAAGCAAAAUUGUUGGAGGGUAAAUUAAAGUGCUUGGAAGAUGAAAAGAAAAAAUUUUGUGAAAUACACAAUUUAAUUGAUGAAUUUGUUAAGGAUGAGGAAAUUUUGAAGAAUAAAGUGUGCAAAGACAAAUUAAUGACAACAUAUAAAUUGAUGAGACAUGUAAAGCUUUAUUUUAAAUUGCCAGGGUUCAGGUGCUCUACCGAUUGCUGUUCUUUCUAUAGAUAG
Messenger RNA from Meloidogyne enterolobii, 579 nucleotides. The record is from the annotation of a GenBank genome assembly. Lineage: Eukaryota; Metazoa; Nematoda; Chromadorea; Rhabditida; Meloidogynidae.